CUUGCGUGGCCUCUGGCUCUACGGCAACCGCUUCGAGGAGUUCCCGCCCGCGCUGCUGCGCAUGGGCCGCCUGCACAUCCUCGACCUCGACCGCAACCGCCUGGGUGGCUUCCCCGACCUGCACCCGCUGCGUGCUCUGCGCGUCUUCUCCUACGACCACAACCCUGUCACUGGACCCCCGCGCGUCGCCGACACUGUCUUCCUCGUGGGCGAGGGUGCAGUCGAGCGCAUGGCCGAGCGCGACGAGCCCACGCCCCGCCCGCCACCUCGGCGCCCAGCGCGGGCCUUUGAAGAUGAGGAGGAAGAAGACCUGCUCAUAGGAGGAGCUAGCACCCGGGCUCUGGGACCUGGAGAGGGCAGUCUUCGUGCCCUGGAAGCUGCUCCAGGGCUGGGCACCUGAGCCUCUGCUCUGGGUGAUGGGCUCCUGCCACUCUGAGCAGAGCGCCUCUGGGAAGCUUGGCUGCUCAGGUCUGUGGGACCGUGGGCUCCUACCUGGGGGAAGUGGAAGGGCUGCUUUGGGCAAGCUGCAGGCACAGGCGGGCCUGGGGGCCAUCUUCAGACACUCCUGGGUAGCAAGAAGACUGCCCCUGACUGAUUUGUGGCCCGCGAUCAGACCAAUAAGUCUGGGCUCCAUCCAGUGGGUGGUGGAGCCUCUACCACCACAGAGAUGCCAGCUUCCUCUGGGAACCAGGGUCCCCGCUGUCCCUGGAAGCAUCACCUCAUGCUGAGUCUGGAUGCCCAGAGCCCGCGCCCUCCAACCCCCCUCCUUCUGGGGUUUGGGUCUCCUGGGCCUACCCUUUCUGGUGCGGAGUGCUUACCUCUGGAGUAACCAUCUGUGUGAGAACGCCCCUGGGAGAAGGACCAGGGACAGGGACUUGGAGUUGGGGUUGGUGCCCAGGGCAGAUGUGGGAAACAGACUGGGGCCCUGACACCACAGCUGCCCUCACCCCUCUGCGGGGCUCACGCUACAUACCUCCCUCCCCAGGCCCACUCAAGUUUGGAAGGCAUGGUCUCCUCCCCAUCCUUCCUCCCAUCAAGCGCUUGGGAUCGGAUCUCGCUAGGAAAGAAAGUGCUCCCUCCCUUCCCCACAGCCUGAGCCUUCCAGCUGUCAAGUUGGAGGAGAAGCCACUGUGCCUCCAGGGCCUCCUGCCCCAGAGAAGGGCUCUCUGCUCUGGGAGGCUGGCUCCAGGGCCUCUCCCACUGCCUGCACUCUCCAUUCCCUUACAUGGGCACAGCCAGGGUGGCUGGCACGGCUCGGGGCACGGCACGAGCGCUGUGAGCCUCCACUCCGUCACCAGGGACAGCCUCGAGGGGGUGAGGAGAGGGGCCUUGCACUGCAAUUCCCAGGACCAGAUCUCUCCCAUUCAAGCAAUAACGGGAGGAGAGGGCCAGGGCCAAGGGACACUCAGGGACACUGUGAGGGGCAGGGGCCCCGCCUGGUAGUGUUUUCUUUAGGAUGAAAAAACUGGCUGUAAACAUAAAUGCUAUUUCUUGGAGAAA
Molecule: messenger RNA, 1500 nt
Organism: Tupaia belangeri chinensis (Chinese tree shrew)
Lineage: Eukaryota; Metazoa; Chordata; Mammalia; Scandentia; Tupaiidae
Gene: LRRC10B
Product: leucine rich repeat containing 10B
Cellular component (GO): cytoplasm
Molecular function (GO): protein binding
Source: RefSeq, a predicted model, not a curated record